GGGCUUGCCAACAAUAUAUGUGAAACAUACCUCUUCAACAAGGACGUUGAGCAAGGAAAAGGAAGCGAAAACAUCCCUGCUGGUUUCCUUACGUGUUCUUCACACACGACUUCCGUUUAA
This is a messenger RNA of Funneliformis caledonium, 120 nucleotides long. The record is from the annotation of a GenBank genome assembly. Lineage: Eukaryota; Fungi; Glomeromycota; Glomeromycetes; Glomerales; Glomeraceae.